AUGAGUGAAGAUAGAGAAACCGGUAAGGAGGCGAGAGAUGUUACGGCGGAGGAGGAAGAUCUUCUCCAUCGAAGCACAAAAAAAGCUAAAGGCCCUGCUAUGAAAGAUAAACCUAUGGAUGAUCACAUGGAAGAGGAGGAUAUCCAGGUGAAUGUGGCUAGCAACGGGGGAAAAAGAAGGAGGAGUCAGGUGAUUCAUCUAACAGGAAGACCUCAUGCUACUGAUAGCGAUGAGGAAGAUUGGGUAGAAAAACUACGUGAGGAAGAGGACGAAGAAGAAGGGGAUGAGGUCUUUGUUACGGUUGAUGGUGAGGAGGAUCCUCUUUGCCCAACGUACUCUUUUCCAAAAGCCUUGCAUUUAGAAGGUUGCAGACCUUGGAGACAGGCAGUGAUUGUGAAACUUCUGCGGAAGAAAGUUGGAGUUAGAUUCUUACUCAAUCGCUUACUGAGAAUGUGGAAUAUCUUAGGCACAUAUGAGUUCAUUGAUCUUGAGAAUGAUUACUUUUUGUUCCGAUUUUCCAAUAAGAAUGAUUACUCUCAUGUUUUGGAGGAUGGUCCUUGGAUCAUAGCUGAUCAUUAUGUGGUAGUUCAACUGUGGCGUCAAUAUUUUAAUCCUUAUGAUGAUGAGAUCAAAAAGCUGGCAGUUUGGAUUCGUAUUCCAGGACUUCCUAUUGAAUUCUAUACCUCUCAUCAUUUGUGGAAUAUAGGUAGUAUUUUUGGUCGCACAUUGAAGAUUGAUAGGAACUCUAUCAGGAAACGUGAUUCUGGUGAAGGUGAUAUUACAGAGAGAGCAAAGUUUGCUAGAAUUUGUGUAGAAGUUGAUCUUAGGAAAGGCUUUUUGUCCAAAUUCCGGAUUGCUGAUCGUAUCUUCCACGUUGGAUAUGAGGGUCUCCACUUAGUUUGUUUUGCUUAUGGAAAGUAUGGGCAUAGAAGGGAUCAGUGUUCCCAUAUUAAUCUUCAACAAGAUAUUACGGCUUAUUCUCCUGAAGUUUCUAAAUCGGUGAUGCAUAAGCAGCCGGAAAAAGAUUCUGUUCCGGCGAAGAAGGAACCGUUUGGGAAUUGGAUGCUGGUGCAGCGUAACCGUCGAUCAAGGAGCAUAGCACAAUCAAAGGAGGAAUCAAAGAGCAUAGCACAAUCAAAGGAGGAAUCAUUACCAUCGGGUAGGAGACAAGUUGAUGUUGUUAAUAAUGCAGCGUUACGUAAUAAGACAGUUUCCAAUUCUCAUCUUAAUCACAGACAGGUCAUUCAAUCAGGUUCAAGAUUUCAAGCUAUUGCUAAGUUGGCUCAAAAGGAUACUAAUAUCUUAAUUAUUUCCGAUUCUCCAGUGAUUGAUUCAAUCAGCAUUGAAUCUGGUCUAACACGAAUUAAUCAUGGGGAAUUAAUUGCUCAUAAUGAAGAACUGUUGGUGAAAAAGGAUAUUCAAAUGAAAAUAGUUUCUCCAUCUGCUAACCUAUCUGCGGGCAAGUCGAGAAAAGAGGUCCAAAGUCAAGGAGUAAAAUUCAAAGAGAACCAAAAGAAGAAAGCAACUGCAUCAUCUGCUAAAGUUCAUCAGCUGAGGAAGACGUCUCAUGUGGUUAAUGAUCAGCAAGGGACUCUUCCUUCUUCUAGUGGCUUGGAUAAUGGAGGUAAACAUGGAAGACCACCAGAUGCUCUUACAGGGGAUGGGGAAAGGAUUUUUUCGCCUCUGAUUCGGGACCUUUCUCAUGGAUACAAUAUUAACGUUAUGGCUUUGUCAGAAACCAGAUUGAGUGGUGUUAUGGCGGAUAGAGCUAUUCGGCGUCUUGGUUUUUCUGGUCACUUUCAUUGGGAUGCUGUUGGUUUUUCUGGCGGUAUUUGGGUGCUUUGGAAUACUGAUGAAGUUUCAGUGGAUGUUCUUUUUUCUCAUCACCAACUUGUUCAUACUAAAAUUUGUUGGGUAAAAGAAAAUAGAGAGGAGUUCAUGACUUUUAUUUAUGCAAGUCCGCGAAGACAGGAACGUAUUCAGCUGUGGGAAAUUCUUUCUUCACUGUUUGAUCAGUCCAUGAGGAAUGCUUCUUUGGGGAUAGCAGGUGAUUUUAACACUUAUUUGUAUAAGUAUGAGAAGCUAGGUGGUAAUGGGCAUAACUGGAAUAGCAUGAGGGAAUUUCAUGAUUGUUUAGAUGAUUGUAGCUUGUCUGACAUUGGCAAUCAAGGUCCUAUUUUCACUUGGCAAAGAAGAAAUCUUCAGGAACGUCUCGAUAGAGUUUGUGCUAAUGAUAAUUGGAAUUUUGUUUUCCCUAACCGUGUGGCUUUCAACUUGCCUUUCUUUGGCUCAGAUCAUCGACCAGUGUUAUUAUGGGAAGGUCAACCUGCUAUUUAUCCGAGAGGGGAGCGUCCUUUCUGUUUUCUAGUGUCCUGGUUAACAAAGAGCACUUUUCAUGAGGUGGUUAAUGGAUGUUGGUCAAACAAUGUAAACUGGAUGCAUGCUAUGGAGACAUUUCAGAUUAAUGCUUCGGAAUGGCAUAGAAAUGUUUAUAGGAUUGCUCUGAAAAGAAAGAAUGAUUUGCAUGCAAGGAUUAGAGGUAUUGAUAAAUGUCUUAGUUAUCAGUACAAUCAUAGCCUUGAGAUGUUGCAAAAGGAUCUAUGGAGGGAACUAGACAAGAUUUAUCUUCAAGAGGAAAUCACUUGGUUUCAAAGAUCGAAAUUGAAUUGGUUUGCUCUUGGAGAUAGGAACUCGCGUUUCUUUCAUUCUGUGACAAUUGCCAGACGUAGGAGGAAUCACAUAGAUACGUUGAAAAACUCGGAGGGAGUUUGGAUUGGUGAUCAGCAGGUUUUAAUGGAAAUGGUUGUUUCCUUCUUUGAAAAUCUGUACACAAAAGAUCCAUUACCUAAAUCGGUUUUUCCAGUUCGUGGCUUUUUUCCAGCUAUUGAAGCGCAUGCUUUAGACACGAUGAGUAUUAUGCCAAACAGUAAGGAGAUCAGAGAUGUAGUCUUCUCUUUUAGUCCAUACAAGUCACCUGGGGAGGAUGGGCUUAAUGCUCUUUUCUUUCAAUUUCAGUGGGAUAAGGAUUUCAGACCUAUUAGCCUUUGUAAUGUUAUUUACAAGAUUGUAACUAAGAUUGUGGCUAAUAGGCUGAAAUCUCAUAUGGCUCACUUGGUUAUGCGUAUCAAUGUGGUUUUAUGGUUAUGCGUAAUCAAUGUGGUUUUAUUAAGGGUAGAAAAAGAGCGGAUAAUAUCAUUGUGGCUCAGGAAAUCAUCCAUUCCAUGA
Molecule: messenger RNA, 3225 nt
Organism: Gastrolobium bilobum
Lineage: Eukaryota; Viridiplantae; Streptophyta; Magnoliopsida; Fabales; Fabaceae
Exons: 5
Coding region: 1-3225 (1074 amino acids)
Molecular function (GO): catalytic activity
Source: RefSeq, a predicted model, not a curated record